Molecule: messenger RNA, 3712 nt
Organism: Aedes albopictus (Asian tiger mosquito)
Lineage: Eukaryota; Metazoa; Arthropoda; Insecta; Diptera; Culicidae
Exons: 5
Coding region: 87-3650 (1187 amino acids)
Biological process (GO): regulation of post-transcriptional gene silencing
Source: RefSeq, a predicted model, not a curated record
GCAGCUGACAAUAGUUUGUUUUUGUUUACAUUCGUUACUGUUUUUGGUUGAGUUUUUUGCCGGUUUUAGCUAAAAGUUUGUGAAAAAUGGAUGAUUUUAAGCAGAUAAUUAAUAAACCAAGUGUUUUAGCAACCGCUGGUGCAAUUCAAAAGUCCAUUAAAACAGUUAACGACAAGAAAUCAAAAUCCAGUGCAAAAACCAACGAGAUUGAGCUGCUGAAAAGUUUGGUGAAAUCGGACAACCCGCGAACGGCGCAAUUGGCAGUGCAGGCCUUGGUUCAACUGGUCAACGGGGGCUCGCUGGAUCUUGGCCAAACGUUGGGGAUACUGGUAACGACAUUGGCCAAUUCAUCACCGGCACAUUUCACUGCCAUUGGGAAUGGCAUGUUUGAGCUGCUGCUGCUGGAUCUCAGGCGCCGUUGCUCCGUUCUGGGUGAUGGCCAACAGUACGUGUGCCAGUUUGAUCUGAAGCCGCCGCAACAUCCGUUGAUAUUACUGCUGAGUAGCAGGGAGGUGGUAAAUCUGUUGGCUUUUAGUACCAAGGUGAACGAAAUUUGUCAUCAUCACGAUCAGUUCGUUCGGAAAAAUAGCGUCGAGUUCCUGAGACCAGUUUUCCUACACGUGUUCAACAACCCCGUAUUAUUUCCGGAAACUCAAAAAAUGUGGCGUGCCUUGCUGAAAAGUGCCUCCAACGACGAAGCAGCAGUUCAGAUGAUAUAUGAAAUUGUGUCCUGGGGUAGAACCAGUUCCAGCGAAAAGUGCCUUUACUCCAACAACUUGCUGCUGGAAGUGCUGGACUAUUUCCCGACAGAGAAACAAUUCAGCUGGUUGCGGAGGGACGUUUGCUUGCAUCUAGCGAUUGUCACCAAGGAAAUGAUCGGAUAUAACUAUGACCCAUCGGAGAAUUUUUUGAAGAUUUUCUCGGCCCUUCACGGGGACACCGAUUACGCGUCGGUUAACUACAAUAGUGUCCUGCUCAUGAUUUUGGCUGAUGCGAUGCAAACCAUUGCUCCUGCUCACGUGCUGGGGUUGAUGAGAAUUGUACGAUUUCUGCUGAAAUCCGGAUGUAAUCGUCUGAGCCAAUUUGCGAUCCUGGAUGGUGCAGUUCAACUACUGGGGCAGCAAACAUUUUUCAAUAACUAUCUCGAAGAUUGCAACUAUAUUCUGAACGGUAUUCUUGGAAACUCAUACGCAGCAGUAGUUUCCAACUCGUUUGAUAUGCGUCCAGCUGGGUACUUCCAUGCGGAUAUUGCAAAAUACAGUCAUUUCUGCAUGUGGUGGAAUGAUGUGGAAAAUGGAUUAAUUACGGUCCAUCAGUUCGUUGAAUCUCUGUCCCAGUCAUCCAGGUUCAGCGAGAAAAUAAACCUGGUUCUUAGAGGAUUAUUGCACAUGCAUGAAAUCCCCUUCGAAUGCUGGCGAAAACUUUUCGAUCAACUCGUCCACUCUUCCAAAUCAAGUGAAGAGAACUGUUCCAGACUGCUGACCCCGAUUCUGUUCCUGCUGGCCAACGACGGCAAUCCUCGGAAGCGACUCCAUCUGUUGAGAAGCCUCGCCUCAAUGGGUGCCAAAGACCAUGUACUGGGAGUGCUGAAAGCUCUGGCCAGGGAUGUAGACCGAGCGACCAGUUUGGAUUUGUACCUUCGGUUGUGGAAGGCUGAACCACGAACGUAUCCGUUUCUGUACGAUGUACUCAAGGAUACCAGCCGACGGGCGAGAGAGGACUCGUGGGAGACGACAUUUGCCCGGACGUACACGAUUCGGGAAAUUUGCUUGAUCAAACCCCAGCAGCAUGGAGCCGAUCUGGUGAACUUAUUUUCGGAAAUUCUUAGCCACCCGGAAGAUGCCAACAACGAAGCUGCUGUUGCCUUGGCCAUCGAUGCCAUUGCCAGCUUGUGCGAGAAUCACGUCGUCAACAUCGUGUCCACCUGGAAAGUACUCGGUUUUAAAUUCACCCACGAGAAACGCCCUCGGAUCAUUCGAAGUUUGUGCAGAUUCUUCGCAAACGUUCCUUCGAUUAAGGUAAACUCUCUCGAGCAGGAACGAUUGGUCAAUGAAAUCAUCCUCAAGCUGUGGCAGUUCGUUACCGAUUUUGAUGACCGUGAAGUGAUAGUGGCAGCUUUGGAAUCGUUAAAAUCGUUUGCCCCGGAUAUGAUGAACAUAUUUCAGAUACCGGAAAUAUUCCGGCAAGGAAUUCCUCUGCCCAACGAGGAUGAUGAUACGUUGGAUGCUAAGCUGAUUCCAGGCGAUUGUUGGAUUCAGUUGAUCCAUUUUGUUAACCAUUCCGCUAUCGAAGCCGCAGGAGAUUUGGUUGCUCAUCAUAUCCAUAACGAAAUGCAGACAUACCGUGGGGGUAUCUAUCUCAACCCGGAAGGGCGACCAGAACCGACUUCCUUGAGGCACCUCCCGAAAAGAAGCAUCCUUGCUGCGGUUAUUCUCCAUUUGAUCAAUCAUGGUGGAAAGCAAAGCACGUCUGACACCACCGACAUUGUUCUGUACAACCUUCUCAGGAUUGUGGCCAAAAAGUACCCCAAGCCUAUUCCACCUCUGAAUUGGUGCUUUCUACACGAUUAUUUUCACCAUUGCUACGAGGCGAAGAAAUACUGUCUCCAGAUUGCAAUCAAGCAAAUGCCCCACUCCGGAACGGCCAAACGGAUUGUGGAAAACUUCCUCAGCGAAGCGGUCGAAGCCGACAUGGAAGUGGAAGAUGUGCUAGUCGUUAUGAGCUAUUUGGAUGUGAUUACGGAAUCCGUGCAAAGCGACAUCUACAAGAGGUUUCUGCAUUUGGCGUUACAAUUUUUGCUCGAACGAUCGGAAGAAAAUGAAGCCAAUAGUGGGAGCCCGUUCGUCGAAACUGUGCCACAUCUGAGGGCGGCUGUUACGAAAAAGUCCUACCAGAAUGAGGAGAAUUUUGAGUACUUGUGUGAAGCUUUGGAGAAUUUGUUCAGCCGUUUCAUCGUCAAAACCAAGCUUUUUGAAGAAUAUCUCAAAGUUCUGAGUGUUCUUCCGUCCAAACAUUUGACAUCACUUCUGAAACCAAGCACGUGGAUCGACAAACGCAAUCAAGCCAAGCUAGAGAAGGUGAUCGUUUUGCAGUUUUCCAUUCACAAGCACAAUCCAACUGCCACUGAUCUGCACUUGUUCGGUCUGAGCGACAUUCUAAAAACCAUUGGUUCAUUCGAAACGAACGCGCGAGUUUACUUUUUGGGCUCCUUCUUCGACUUUGUACCAACGCUAGAAAAUCACAAAGCUCUCAACGGAUGGAUUAUCGAGCUGAUUGGCUAUAUCCAAUCGGAUCUAGCGGAAGCGCAAACAGCUCUAAUGAAGGAAGUUUCAUUGCUACUGGAUGUGUUUCUAAUAGCGGUGAUAAGUUUGUCAGGAUAUGGAGCGCUGUUUGGGAAACGAACCAUCGUAGAAGAUUUGGGCAAACGCCUUUCCGUUUUUCCGCCAAGUCUCAUCAUGAUAUUCCAAAUGAACAUGUGGCGAGAUAUCGAAAACAAGAUAUACGAAUUUCUCUACCACUUGUACAACCACCCGAACAUUUCGGCACCAUAUGCGGAAUGUUUCAAAAACGCUCUAUUGUGCUGCAAGGAGCAGUCAUAUCUUCAGCAACCAAAGGCGUGGCCCAAAUUCGUUUCGUUACGAAGACUGUAAGUAUACGUCAAUAAUCUUGUUUCUAUCUCUAUUCAACCGCAAAUACGAUUGUUUUAAUUUUC